Culex pipiens pallens (northern house mosquito) is the source of this 1781-nucleotide messenger RNA. RefSeq names its product 5'-3' exonuclease PLD3-like. Bases 218 to 1723 code for a protein of 501 amino acids. The transcript has 6 exons. Lineage: Eukaryota; Metazoa; Arthropoda; Insecta; Diptera; Culicidae. Gene Ontology annotation, molecular function: catalytic activity. The record is from RefSeq and is a predicted model, not a curated record.
AAAACAAAACACAAAAGUCCACCCGAUAAGCGAUUUUUUGCCUAUUUUGAACUCGAACCCUCAGUCCUGCUUCUGUGGCUUGGUACCGAGGUAGUUGCACUUGCAGCUGAAUAAUUGAACGCCGCGCACACAUUCUCUAUUUGGGCAGAUCUUAUCGUGGCACUUUGGCCAUAUGUCCACUUUGUGUUAAGAAGCAGGUUCUUGGGUUUGCGUCGACAUGAAGAUCAAAUUGCCGUUACAUUCACGGCCGGCCACCGAUGGCGAGCGGAAGGACACCAUGCAAAAAGUACCGACCGGCGAGGGUUCCUUCAACGAGCAGGACGAUCGCGAUUGGCAAAAUGGCGAUGAGCAGAGGACAUGGUUCAAAUGGUGCAGACCAUCGUUCAUACCGAUUUCAAUGAUACUGCUGUUGAUUGUGAUGGUUGUGUUGCUGCCACUGCUGGACACUAACGAGAAACUAGCUGAUCAACGUCGAAAGACAGCCCGAAACAGGAAUGAUGUAUGCCUCGAGGGAUGUAGAAUCAGCAUAGUGGAGAGUAUUCCCGAGGGGCUAGUCUAUCCGAAAGGUAGUCCGUCGUUUAUGUCUACGUACGACGCGUGGAAGCUUCUGAUAAAAUCAGCUCAACAGAAGAUUGAAAUCGGUUCGUUUUACUGGUCGUUGAGACGCGAAGAUGUGUACAACCACUCGAGUGCCUGGCAGGGUGAGGACAUUUUCAAAACAUUGCUGGAGACCGGAACCAGCGGAAAUGUGUCGAUCAAGAUCGCGCAAAGCAUGCCAACUUCGGCGAAUCCCAGCGUGGACACGGAGAUCUUCACGAAACGCAACGCAGCCGAUGUACGAUCGGUGGACUUUCCGCGGCUGUUCGGAGGUGGUGUGCUGCACACGAAGGUUUGGGUGAUCGAUCGACGACAUUUCUACGUGGGCAGUGCCAACAUGGACUGGCGAUCGUUGACACAGGUCAAGGAGCUCGGAGUGCUCGCCGUGAACUGUUCCUGCUUGGCAACCGAUAUUGCCAAGAUUUUUGAUGUCUACUGGGACAUGGGAUUGCCCAACGCUCAGCUUCCAGAUCAGUGGCCAGCAGCGUACUCUACAAAGUACAAUGCCAACAACACUCUGUCUGUUCAGUUCGACGAUGAGUACAAAGUGGACACGUAUCUCUCGAGUUCCCCUCCACCGAUGUCAACGCGAGGACGCAGUCACGACGUGGAUGCCAUUCUCGAUGUUAUCGAACGUGCCGAGAAGUUCAUCCAUAUUUCGGUGAUGGACUAUCUUCCGCUGACCCUGUACACUCCAAAGACACAAUUCUGGCCAAUCAUCGACGACGCGCUUCGACGGGCCGCCAUCGAUCGCAAGAUCUCAAUUCGCCUGCUAAUUUCGUUAUGGCCACAUUCGCGGUCAUCCGAGCAGCGUUUUCUGGAUUCGCUGCAAGUGAUCUCCAAUUCUUUGCCCGGGGUCAGCAUCGACAUCAAGCGAUUUAUCGUACCAGCUGACGACGAUCAGCAGAAGAUCCCGUUCGCGCGGGUUAACCACAACAAGUACAUGGUAACGGACAACACGGCCUACAUCGGAACCUCGAACUGGUCCGGCGAUUACUUUAUCGAUACGGCCGGAAUCGGGCUGGUCAUGUCAUCUUACGAGGGUAACCGGACCAUCGUGAACGACCUGCAGGACGUUUUCGAGCGUGACUGGAACAGUGAUUACGCAAUUAGAAUGGACGAGUAGGUGGUUUAGCUCAAAUGGAUUUAUUUCUUCUCCUUUUCAUAAGAUUUUGUAGUUUUUU